Blastocystis hominis is the source of this 312-nucleotide messenger RNA. RefSeq lists its product as hypothetical. Bases 1 to 312 code for a protein of 103 amino acids. Gene Ontology annotation, biological process: transcription initiation at RNA polymerase III promoter. The record is from RefSeq and is a predicted model, not a curated record. Gene Ontology annotation, cellular component: RNA polymerase III complex. Gene Ontology annotation, molecular function: nucleotide binding. Lineage: Eukaryota; Bigyra; Opalinata; Blastocystidae. The transcript has 4 exons.
AUGGAGAUCGCGAAGGAAAUAAAGCUGAUUACCAACGUGGAAGUCUACCAAGCGCUGAAAGAUUGGAAGGGAGAUAAAACGCUCUCUGGAAGUGGAGAAUUUCCAUGGACAAAAUCAGCCGUAAUGCGAUAUCUCGAAAUGACGCCUGCAUGCCACCUCUCUGACGAAAAGAUACAGAAUUUUUUACGCGAACUGGAAAGUUUUGAAACAAGACACGGAGUUCACCUGACUCCGAACGAAAAGAUGCAAAUGAUAAAUAUCGUUCCUGUUCAAGCUGUCGAUAUACACACUAUGAACUGGUUUCUAUUGUAA